Messenger RNA from Spea bombifrons (plains spadefoot toad), 2598 nucleotides. RefSeq names its product extracellular calcium-sensing receptor-like. Gene Ontology annotation, molecular function: G protein-coupled receptor activity. Gene Ontology annotation, biological process: G protein-coupled receptor signaling pathway. The coding region runs from base 1 to 2598 and encodes 865 amino acids. The transcript has 7 exons. Lineage: Eukaryota; Metazoa; Chordata; Amphibia; Anura; Pelobatidae. The record is from RefSeq and is a predicted model, not a curated record. Gene Ontology annotation, cellular component: membrane.
AUGACAUGGUGGAGCCGAAGCAUCAUCUCCAGGGCCCAAAGUGUUAACGUCAUUAGGUUUGAUCAGAAGGUUGUGCCCUGCCUCCUGAUGCCAUGCACUGGGGCUGCGAGUUGGUUGGACCGAUGCUCAAUCCUUGAGAGCGAUGUUUCAGGACUGUAUCGGAAAGGUGAUAUCAUCGUCGGCGGCCUGUUUCCCGUCCACGUCUACCGGACGUAUCACGAGCUGACCUUCAAGAAACCUCCUCCUCUGGUGACCUGCAACACGUUUGUACCUCUCAUCUUCCAGUGGGUCCAAUCUCUGCUCCUGGCUGUUGAGGAGAUUAAUAGCUCUGAGUCGCUGCUGCCCAACCUUUCCCUUGCAGUUCAGGUGUCUGACUCUUGUGCCUCCCCUGGACGGGCCCUGGAAGGAGGAUCCUGGCUACUCACUGGAAGAGAUCGGAGACCAGUCCCCAACUAUCGCUGCAAACACUCUUCAUCACCCCUGGGGGGUGUCAUUGGGGACUCGAGCUCCGCCAACUCCUUGGCACUGGCCAGACUGCUAGGACUCUACAAUUAUCCCCAGAUAAGUUACUUCUCUACCAGCUCCAUCUUGAGCGACCGGACACAAUUCCCUUCCUUUUUUAGAACUGUCCCCAGUGAUACCUUUCAGUCCCAAGGUCUGGCGCAGCUGGUGUCCUACUUUGGCUGGACCUGGGUUGGGCUGCUGGCUGAAAACACUGAUUAUGGUCUGGAUGGAAUUCGUGCCACCAAGACUGAGAUACUGAGAUCUGGAGCCUGUGUGGCCUUCACGGAAUACAUACUGACUAGUCGUAGAGACAGAAAUGCUCAGCAUAUCUCAAAAGUCAUCAGAGAGUCCAAUGCCAAUGCCAUAGUUGUGUUUUCCAGCGGUUCCAACCUCCUUCCAGUAGUAGAAGAACUCUUGAGAUGGAACGUUACAGGGAAGACUUGGGUGGCCAGUGAAUCAUGGUCAACAUCCGCUCUGGUCUCCAAGGAGAAAUACUGGAGUGUACUGAAGGGGACUAUUGGUUUUGCCCUGCACAGUGGACAAAUUCCUGCAUUCAAUGAGUUUCUCAAUGCUAAUGACCCCAUGAAGACCCCAGAUGACAUUUUCUUAAGGGAAUUUUGGGAGGAAAACUUUGGCUGCAAGUGGGUAAGGCCAGGGGCCGUUCUGUCUAAUAGAACCCAAAUCUGCACAGGCAAAGAAUCUCUCGGGAACACCUUCACUACCAUCAGCACCUUGAGAGUUACUUAUAGCGUCUACAUUGCGGUCUACGCCUUAGCCUGGGCUCUGCAGGAUACUCUAAGUCACAGGCAAAAGGCUUGCUCUGAAACCCCUCAAAGAUGUGGAGAACCUUUAGCUUUUCAACCAUGGGAGACAAAGGAUAACAGAGAAGUGUAUUUUGAUUCGAACGGGAACCUCCCAGCUGUAUAUGAUAUUGUUAACUGGCAAAUGGACUCACAAGGCACUGUACGACAUGUGAAGGUGGGCAGUUACGAUAGCAGCGCCAAGCAAGGGUACAAGUUCAUGGUGAAUACGAGCUCCAUUCAGUGGACCACAGGAGAUAAGACGGUUCCUUUCUCCAUAUGCAGUCCAAGUUGUCCCUCUGGGUUCAGAAAGGCAGUGUUACAAGGGAAACCUGUCUGCUGUUUUCAGUGCAUCCCUUGCCCCAGUGGAGAUAUCUCAAAUCAGACAGACUCAGUUGACUGUUUCCGAUGCCCAUGGGACCAGUGGCCCAAUGUUGACCAAAAUCAAUGUCUGCCAAAAUCUAUAGAAUUUCUUUCCCAUGAAGACCCCUUAGGUACCACUUUGGGAGCCACCAGUAUCGCAUCUUCCACGAUCCCGGUUGCUCUGUUGUCACUUUUUAUCCAUUACAAAUCCACCCCAAUUGUCCGAGCCAACAACUACUCUCUGAGUUGUCUUCUUCUGGUGUCACUGUCUCUGUGCUUUCUCAGCUCUCUAGCUUUUAUUGGUUACCCUGACCCCAAAAAAUGUCUCCUUCGUCAGGCAGCAUUUGGCAUGGUUUUUACACUCGCCGUCUCAUGUAUUCUUGCCAAAACCAUCAUGGUUGUCAUUGCCUUCAAAGCCACCAAGCCAGGGAGCAGCUUAAGAAAAUGGACAGGGACAAAGGUGUCCUACUGUGUCAUAGGGCUUUGCGUUUCUAUACAGUUGGUCGUGUGUGUCAUAUGGUUGACCUUCUACCCUCCCUUCCCAGAUCAUGACAUCCAAAGCCAAGCUGGAGUCAUCGUUAUUAGUUGCAAUGAAGGUUCACCCACAGCUUUCUGGUGCAUGCUCGGUUAUCUUGGUCUCCUGGCCACCAUCAGUUUUGUUCUUGCUUUCCUGGCCAGACGGCUACCGGACAGUUUCAACGAAGCCAAGUUUAUCACAUUCAGCAUGUUGGCCUUCCUCAGUGUCUGGGUGUCCUACAUCCCAGCAUCCCUCAGUGCUCGGGGAAAGUAUACGGUGGCCAUGGAGAUAUUUGCCAUCUUGUCUUCAAGUUGGGCCCUGGUAUUUUGCAUCUUUUUGCCUAAAUGCUUUAUUAUCAUUUUCAGGCCAGAACUCAAUACAAAAAACAGCUUAAUGGGGAGAGGGAAAAAAUAA